UACAUAAUCCGCCACAAUGGAAGAGGAGGUUGCUGCCCUCGUUAUCGACAAUGGGUAAGAUGACAUCUCGUCUCACCGACACCCCGAAUCGCGAACCACGCGGUUGCCGACAUGGGACCCUUCGCGGCCCAAAUUCCAUCGACGCCAACAGCAAACGUCCCAGUGUGGAAGAUUGGAGCUAACUCGAGUAUAGUUCGGGUAUGUGCAAAGCCGGGUUUGCCGGUGACGAUGCUCCCCGAGCUGUGUUCCCGUCCAUUGUCGGUCGUCCCCGUCAUCAUGGUAUCAUGAUUGGCAUGGGUCAGAAGGACUCGUACGUCGGUGAUGAGGCACAGUCCAAGCGUGGUAUCCUGACGCUGCGAUAUCCCAUCGAGCACGGUGUCGUCACCAACUGGGACGAUAUGGAGAAGAUUUGGCAUCACACCUUCUACAACGAGCUGCGUGUGGCCCCCGAGGAGCACCCCGUCCUGCUCACCGAGGCCCCCAUCAACCCUAAGUCCAACCGUGAGAAGAUGACGCAGAUCGUCUUCGAGACCUUCAACGCCCCUGCCUUCUACGUCUCCAUUCAGGCCGUCCUGUCUUUGUACGCCUCUGGUCGUACUACCGGUAUCGUACUCGACUCCGGUGAUGGUGUCACCCACGUUGUCCCCAUCUACGAGGGUUUCGCGCUUCCCCAUGCCAUCGCCCGUGUCGACAUGGCUGGACGUGACUUGACCGACUACCUCAUGAAGAUCCUGGCCGAGCGUGGUUACACUUUCUCCACCACUGCUGAGCGAGAAAUCGUUCGUGACAUUAAAGAGAAGCUUUGCUACGUCGCCCUUGACUUUGAGCAGGAGAUCCAGACUGCCGCCCAGAGCUCCAGUUUGGAGAAGUCUUACGAGCUUCCCGACGGUCAGGUCAUUACGAUUGGCAACGAGCGUUUCCGAGCUCCCGAGGCUCUGUUCCAGCCUUCUGUCUUGGGUCUUGAGAGCGGUGGUAUCCACGUCACUACCUACAACUCCAUCAUCAAGUGCGACGUCGAUGUGCGAAAGGACCUUUACGGAAACAUCGUCAUGUCUGGUGGUACUACCAUGUACCCGGGUCUCUCCGACCGUAUGCAGAAAGAGAUCACUGCCCUGGCCCCGUCCUCCAUGAAGAUCAAGAUCAUCGCUCCCCCCGAGCGCAAGUACUCCGUCUGGAUCGGUGGUUCCAUUCUCGCUUCCUUGUCGACCUUCCAGCAGAUGUGGAUCUCCAAGCAGGAAUACGACGAGAGCGGUCCUUCCAUUGUCCACCGCAAGUGCUUCUAAGCGCCUAUUAGCACUCGAGGAUGCGAUUUCUCCCUCUGCCUUCUCACGAGCUUACAAUAGCCCCGACGAGAUGGCGAACCCCGACGUAGAGCUCUCCGUGCCGUUGCUGAAAUGGUCCUCGAGACGAGUCUCAUAUCUACGAAAAGUUCUGGUAAUGGUGGAGAGAUUGGGGCUGUUUUUUAGUCAGCUCCUUGAGAGAAAAGCGGAUAUGAAAUGCUUUGUUUUCAGAAGGCCAUUCAUGCAGGGGAUGAGGUAGACAAUUAUA
Pseudomassariella vexata is the source of this 1548-nucleotide messenger RNA. RefSeq names its product actin family. Lineage: Eukaryota; Fungi; Ascomycota; Sordariomycetes; Amphisphaeriales; Pseudomassariaceae. The transcript has 5 exons. The record is from RefSeq and is a predicted model, not a curated record. Bases 201 to 1283 code for a protein of 360 amino acids.